GUCCGGGUCGGGGUGGGGCUCUGCAGAGCUGCAUACCUGGACCAAGAAGAAAGAACAAAUCUGCUGUGUUUAACUCAGUGAAAGUGUCUAAAUCUUUAAAUCAUUUCUUUUCAAAUCUUUUCCGAAGAAAGUUAAGAUUAAUUCUGUUAGUAAAAGCGUGUAACUCCGGGGAUUUAUUGUGUCUGAGGUUCAUCAGUGCAGCUGCUGCUUCAUCUCACUAUUUACAGCAUCUUAGUGUCUUUCAGAAUGGGAGCAAACGCAGAAAAGAAGGACAGAUGUGGGACCGUGUGCCUGAAAUACCUCCUGUUCACCUUUAACUUCCUGUUUUGGCUGGCAGGGGGUGCCGUGAUGGCUGUAGGAUUGUGGACGCUGGUGAAGAAGAGCGACUACAUCAGCCUGCUCUCCUCCAGGAUCUACGCCGUGUCGGCCUACAUCCUCUGCCUGGCCGGGGUCAUCGUCAUGGUAACGGGGGUUCUGGGCUGCUGCGCCACCUUUAAGGAGAAAAGACGACUUCUGAGAGUGUAUUUCGUCCUGCUGAUGUGCAUCUUUCUUCUGGAGAUCCUGGCUGGAGUUCUGGCCUACAUCUACUACCAGCAGCUGAGCGACGAGCUGAAGAGUAAUCUGAAGAACACGAUGGUGAAUAAAUAUAAGCAGCCGGAACAGGACCACGUCACACAGGCUGUGGAUAAAUUACAGCAAGAAUUUAAAUGCUGCGGCAGCCACAACUCGUCUGAUUGGAUGGAGAGCGUUUGGGUCCGCACCAGCGAGUCCGGUAAGCGAGUGGUACCAGACAGCUGCUGUAAGACGCCCAUGGAGCUGUGUGGACAACGAGAUCAUCCCUCUAACAUUUACAAAGUGGAGGGCGGCUGCAUUGCUAAGCUGGAGAACUUCAUUAUGGACCACUUAAAGCUGAUUGGUGCUGUGGGAGUGGGUGUGGCCUGUGUACAGAUCGUGGGGAUGAUUUUCACAUGCUGCCUCUACAGGAGUUUGAAAGCAGAGCCGUACUAAACUGUCGUCCUAAAAAUCACGCUUUUACGCUUUAGUCUAACGUACCAAACGUUCUCACACACCGAGACGACAGACGGAGGUUUGUGCUUGUGAGUGUUUUUGCGCUGCCUCGGGAACAGGAAGUGCCUGUUAAUGAAGAGAAUCAGAGCGUGAUAAGAGUGUACACUUGAAAUUGUUGAACUAACUUUAAAUAACGGACGAUUAUAUUUAACGUAACGAUGUCCUGCGUAACCUGUAGCUCAUCUGAGUGCCUUUUAAUGAAAUAAGGAAUUUCAUUAACCCUGUAAUGACUGACUACUGUUUUAUAAACGAUAUCCAAUAUACUGGAUAUUUAUUCUUUAUAAUUUAUACUGUUUUGUCGUUUUCUUCCUGAUUGUUUUGACGUCUGAGCAUUUCGAGUCCUGGUUUAUCAUCAAGUCAACAAGUGUUGUAUGAUGUGUUACAAUUAGUUUUUUUUUUAAUUUGCUGUUUUUAAUUGGCGUUAAGUCUGAGUUAGGAGUUUUUCUUAAUCAUGAACGUGUAGCAAAUCACCAUUGUUAUCAUGUUAUAAUGUAAUAAUAGGCAGGAAAUGUAAUUUUGUAUUAAAUCCUGACCUGACACCAGA
Molecule: messenger RNA, 1612 nt
Organism: Pangasianodon hypophthalmus (striped catfish)
Lineage: Eukaryota; Metazoa; Chordata; Actinopteri; Siluriformes; Pangasiidae
Gene: cd151l
Product: CD151 antigen, like
Exons: 8
Coding region: 247-1008 (253 amino acids)
Cellular component (GO): membrane
Source: RefSeq, a predicted model, not a curated record